AGCUGUUUUUUUUUUGGUCAUAUAAUUUUAUUUCUAGGCGCGGAAACUGAGUGAAGAGGCGGGAGGAUCGGAGGGAUCGAAAGCAAAGCGGCCGAAGUUAGAGGAAGCGUCAGAUGAGGAUAGUAAUGCUACUAAAAGCAACGAUGCGCCACCCACCACUUCUUCUGGUGAAGCGAACAAGCGCGGCGAAGAUGAGGAAAUGAGCGUAGACGAAGAGGAGCUGGAAGCAGUGGAGGAGCAUAAUGGCAGCUUGGAGGGCAAUGGAGAUGGUCGGGGAAUGCUGGAAAGUGUUGAUUACGCCAAACUAAACAGUGUGAAUAGCGAUGAACGACAGCAGGAAUUAGCAAAUAUUGCAGAAGCUGCGCUUAAAUUUCAGCCGAAAGGGUUUACUUUGGAGACGACUCAGGUCAAAACAGCGGUGCCUUUCUUAAUCAGGGGAACUUUACGUGAGUAUCAAAUGGUAGGAUUGGACUGGUUAGUCACGUUAUACGAAAAGAACCUCAAUGGGAUAUUAGCCGACGAGAUGGGUUUGGGAAAAACUAUCCAAACGAUCUCCUUAUUGGCUCAUCUUGCGUGCUGUGAAUCAAUCUGGGGUCCGCAUUUGAUUGUGGUGCCAACAUCAGUAAUUUUGAAUUGGGAGAUGGAACUGAAGAAGUGGUGUCCAGCAUUCAAAAUUCUAACCUAUUUUGGGGCACAGAAAGACCGUGCGGAGAAGCGAAAGGUGAGCUUCACUUGA
Molecule: messenger RNA, 736 nt
Organism: Strongylus vulgaris
Lineage: Eukaryota; Metazoa; Nematoda; Chromadorea; Rhabditida; Strongylidae
Source: the annotation of a GenBank genome assembly